Molecule: messenger RNA, 1821 nt
Organism: Triticum turgidum subsp. durum (durum wheat)
Lineage: Eukaryota; Viridiplantae; Streptophyta; Magnoliopsida; Poales; Poaceae
Source: the annotation of a GenBank genome assembly
AUGGCCGAGCACGACGCGCCCCCCGAGUCCGGCGCCGCGAGGUCCCCGCCGGCCAAAAAGCGCGGCGGCGACGCCCGCUCCCCCCAGCAGGAUGCGCAGCCUUUGAGUUCCAGAGACCGGGUCAGGGAGCGCGAUGAGGACAAGGACAGGGAGCGCCACAGGCGCCACGGGGAAGACCGAGAGAGGUACCGGGACAGGGAGAGUGUCCGUGAACGCGGUGAAGGGAGCAGGGAUCGUGAGCGCCACCGUCGCGAGCACCGUGAAGAGAGCAGGGAUCGUGAGCGCCACCAUCGCGAGCACCGUGAAGGGAGCAGGGAUCGCGAGCGCCACCAUCGCGAGCACCGUGAAGGGAGCAGGGAUCGUGAACGCCACCAUCGCGAGCACCGUGAAGGGAGCAGGGAUCGUGAGCGCCACCAUCGCGACCACCGUGAAGGGAGCAGGGAUCGUGAGCGCCACCAUCGCGACCACCGUGAAAGGAGUGAGAGAAGGGAGCACCGUGACCGUUCCGAUGACCGUGACUACCGCCGGAGCUGUGAUCGUGACGCCGAAAGAAGGGACCGUGAUAGAGAUGGCCACAGAAGGCAUCGCUCCCGCUCCCGCUCCCGUUCGGAGAGUCAGAGCAAACGCAUGAGUGGAUUUGACCAGGCACCAUCAGAAGCCAUUCCUAUACUCGCUCCCACUGCAACCCCAGUUCAGCUACCUGAACUUCCUGCUGCUAAUCCUGGGAUGUUUCCGAACAUGCUCCCAAACUUGGUCAAUGUACCUGCCCUAGGACAGCCACUAGCCAUGACACAACAGGCUACUCGGCAUGCUCGUCGUGUUUAUGUCGGUGGACUUCCUCCAAUCGCCAAUGAACAGACGGUUGCUGUAUUCUUCAAUCAAGUUAUGGCUGCUAUCGGAGGAAACACAUUUGCUCUAGGUCAUGCAGUUGUUAAUGUAUACAUAAACCACGACAAGAAAUUUGCUUUUGUUGAGAUGAGGUCUGUGGAGGAAGCAAGCAAUGCAAUGGCCUUGGAUGGUAUAAUGUUUGAGGGAGCACCAGUGAAAGUUAGGAGGCCGACAGACUACAAUCCUUCCCAGGCAGCUGCAUUGGGUCCGAGCCAGCCGAACCCCAACCUCAAUCUCGCUGCUGUUGGCUUGACACCUGGAGCAGGUGGAGGUUUAGAAGGCCCUGACCGCAUUUUUGUGGGUGGUCUACCCUACUACUUCACAGAGGCUCAAGUGCGGGAGUUGCUUGAAACUUUUGGACCUCUUCGUGGAUUUGACAUUGUGAAGGAUAAGGAAACUGGCAACUCGAAGGGAUAUGCCUUCUGUUUGUACAAGGAUGUGACUGUCACCGACAUUGCCUGUGCUGCUCUGAACGGUAUCCAGUUGGGUGACAGGACUCUCACAGUCAGGCGAGCAAACCAAGGAGCAGAACCUAGGCCAGAGCAAGAAAACAUCCUCCUGCAGGCACAGCAAGAGGCGCAAAUGAAGAGACUCGUGUAUGAAGUCGGCGGAGCCCUAGCGACAAAGGUGGUAUGCCUGACCCAGGUGGUUUCAGCAGAUGACCUUAGAGAUGAUGAGGAAUACAAUGACAUACUGGAAGACAUGACGCUAGAAGGACACAAAUAUGGUAACCUGGUGCAAGCUGUGAUCCCACGACCCCAUCCCAGCGGUGAUCCUGUCGCUGGAGUUGGCAAGGUGUUUUUGGAGUAUGCCGAUGUGGAGAGCUCGGCCAAGGCAAGGAUCGGGAUGCAUGGGAGGAAGUUCGACGGGAAGGAGACGGUCGCCGUGUUCUACCCCGAGAACAAGUUCGCUGAAGGCGACUACGACUCUUAG